Messenger RNA from Sinocyclocheilus rhinocerous, 863 nucleotides. RefSeq names its product NAD(P)(+)--arginine ADP-ribosyltransferase 2-like. The transcript has 3 exons. Lineage: Eukaryota; Metazoa; Chordata; Actinopteri; Cypriniformes; Cyprinidae. Gene Ontology annotation, molecular function: NAD+ poly-ADP-ribosyltransferase activity; NAD+-protein-arginine ADP-ribosyltransferase activity. The record is from RefSeq and is a predicted model, not a curated record. The coding region runs from base 69 to 863 and encodes 264 amino acids.
AACAAUAUUCUCAGCAUUUGCUCUUCUCUAGAUCUACUAGAUCAUCUGAGGGAUUCGACUGAGUCAAGAUGCUGCUGAUCAUUGAAGCUCUUCUUCUCAUUUUAGCUGCUCUAGGACAGGAUCACAGAGCUGCUGCUGCUGUUGAAAAGAAAUGUCCACUGGAUAUGGCACCGAAUUCAGUUGAUGACCAAUAUGAUGGCUGUAGAGAGAAAAUGGCAAAUCUGGUGAAGACAAAAUAUCUAAAGAAGGAAAUCAAAAACUCAACUGAUUUUAAAAUUGCUUGGAAAAAAGGGGAAGACUUUGUCAAGACCCAAAAUGAUAACCUGACAAAGAAUCAUUUAAUUGCUAUUUAUGUGUACAGUGAUAGUAAUGUAUAUAAGCUUUUUAAUCCUGAAAAAAAGUACAAACAAAUGAGAUACAAAUGGUAUUCACUUCACUUUCUGUUAACAGAAGCGAUACAGAUUCUGAAGAAAACACAAAAGAAAUGUUAUUCAACUUUUCGUGGUACCAAAGCUGAAUUUAAUAAGCGUGUUCUGAACAAAGAGGUUCGAUUUGGCUCAUUUGCUUCAUCCUCUCUUGAUCGUAAAAAAGCACAGGUUUUUGGAAAUGUGUCUUGUUUUGAAAUCUACACUUGUACAGGUGCUGAUGUGUCAAAAUACUCUAAGCUUCCUCAUGAGAAAGAGGUGCUGAUUCCUCCAUAUGAGAAGUUUAAAGUCACUGCUGUCAAGACAAGAAAACAGCAGAAAGAUCUCUGGUGUGACACUGUGUUCACUUUGAAAAGCUCCGGAAAGAGAAGUUACCUGAACUGUGCUCUAUUCAAGAAACCACCCAAGACCAUAAUGAAGAAAUAUGUUGUGUGCUGA